AUGUCAAGCCGAAGUCGAAGAACACAACCCGGGGCUCGUCCCAAUUUUCCAUGGUACACAUUCCCAAAUGUGGUUACUCCGGGACUAAUGGCUCAAUGGAAUGGAAGGCUUGCAUGGCUGAGGGAACGUAGGGUGCAUGUGCCACAAGAAAUCAAUUGGACUUGGAUGGUGGAGGUGGGUUUAUCGAAGGCAAUUAAACCAUUCCUUGUACAAUCUUUUGAUGGCACCCAAGGACAGUUUGUGUGUACAGCUUGGAAAAUACUUUUUCAUAUCCAAGAGCCAGUAUACAAGGAGCUUGUUGUGGAGUUCUUAGCCACCGUGGCUUUCCGUAAAAAAAUGGUGUUCAUGAGCCAACAAACCUCACCCUUUGUUUGGGGUGAAAGACGGGAACUUAGCUUGGCGGAGUUUGCUAUGAUGAUGGAACUUUAUCUUCCGUCUGAGAUCCACACAGAGUCGUAUAUUGAUAGUUUAUAA
Molecule: messenger RNA, 474 nt
Organism: Lactuca virosa
Lineage: Eukaryota; Viridiplantae; Streptophyta; Magnoliopsida; Asterales; Asteraceae
Source: the annotation of a GenBank genome assembly